GUUGCAGAAGAAGAAAGUGAUGCUGCUUAUUUCGGACUUGACUUUGUUGGACGACGAUAUAUUUACCCUUAACAGCAUCUACACUGUUGAAUUCCAAACCUACUACGAAAUUAUGUGGGUUCCUAUUGCGGAUGUAAAAGAUGAUGAACAGUUCCAAAAGAAGAGAUCGAAGAUGCCCUGGUACUCGUCCAAAUCCGUUGUCAGCAAGGCAGCAGCAAGAUUCAUCAAGAAGUAUUGGCCAUUUAAGCAGCAGACUAAGGUUGUCGUGUUGAACCAAGAGGGGGAGGUGGUGAAUAAGGAUGCAAUGACUAUGAUACGCCUUUGGCGAGCUGAAGCCUUUCCAUUCACGCCGGAGAGGGGCUGCGAGCUCUGGGACAAGCACAGUAGCAACUGGCUCAAGCUUUUGGUGGAAACCACGGUCUCCCAAUCUAUGUCACAAAGCUGGGAAACGAAGCAGCUUAUUUUCUUGUACUGCUCGGCUGAAGAUUCCAAGACUGUCGAGCAGAUUGAUGACGUCCUGAAAAGUAAAUGUGACACCUUCAAAUUCACGUACUCAAACGUCAAGACCAAGAGAAAGCAAUUCCUAUCCUGCCUCAAGAACUGCAUAUCCUGGAAGAUGCAGGUGAAUAAGGGGAUGACCGAUUCCCAGACGCUGCAGCUGCUCGAGCUCUACAACAGGUACAAGCAGCAAAGCGGGUUCGCCAUCGUCACGAGGGGGUCGAGCGUGCUCGUCAACACUAGUCUCUCGGAUCUCUGCAAAGUUCUGUCGGAACACACACAGUGGAUCACUAAGAAGACUACCAGAGACAAUUUUGACACCCACUUCCAAGAGUACUACAAGAAGGUCAUUGUCAUGCCAAAAUACUCACACUUCUCCAUCCCUAUCAUGGACGGCGACAUACCGGAGUGCAUCAAGUGCCCCAUUGGCGAUUGCGGUCGAGACAUGGAGAUCAUAGUCACCUUCAAGUGCUGCCACGAUAAGCAUUGACCAGCCAAUAAGGCCAUCGAGCCCAAAGCCAUCGUUUGGCUCUCCAGGAUAAACACGGACUGCUCAGCUAAGUCGCGUUUUCACGUCGUUUCUUUCCUUUCCAGUUUGAUGUGGCUUUCCAUUACGUGUGGUUGGAUUAUGUAACAAGGCUGUGCGCGUGGUGCGCACACCUCGAUUUACCGCGCUUGCGGACAACGUGUGCAAUGAAUAAAAGAUUUUUAUCAUUUUUAACAGGGUUGUGUGUGUAAUGUGUAAAACUC
Eucalyptus grandis is the source of this 1248-nucleotide messenger RNA. Its product is annotated as protein SIEVE ELEMENT OCCLUSION B-like. The coding region runs from base 20 to 988 and encodes 322 amino acids. The record is from RefSeq and is a predicted model, not a curated record. The transcript has 2 exons. Gene Ontology annotation, biological process: phloem development. NCBI's taxonomy places the organism in Eukaryota, Viridiplantae, Streptophyta, Magnoliopsida, Myrtales, Myrtaceae.